AUCCUGGAGAGCGCCCAGCAGGGCCUGCUGAUUGGGCGAGGGGGCUAUAAGCCCAGAGACAUCUGUGUGUCUGCACCAACAGGCAGCGGCAAGACUCUGUCAUUUGUCAUCCCCAUCAUACAGGUGCUGAUGGACAGGGUGGUGUGUGAAGUCCGGGCUCUAGCCGUGUUGCCGACCAAAGAGCUCGCCCAGCAGGUUCACAGGGUGUUUGCAUCGUAUGCCGAGGGAACCACGGUCAAAGUGGUGAUGCUGGCAGGUCAGAAGUCCUUUGCUGCAGAACAGGCAUCACUGUCAGAACACAGGUGGAACAUGAGGCGUAGUCUAGCAGACAUUGUUGUGGCCACUCCAGGACGACUCAUUGACCACAUGACCAAGAAUUCAGGCUUAUGUUUGGAACAUCUGCGGUUUCUGGUGAUCGAUGAGGCGGACAGGAUGAUCGACAGCAUGCACCAGUCCUGGCUCAGUCAGGUGAUGGGAGCAGUGUACCGAUCCAGAGCUGAACCCGGGUCAGUGUUCAGAAGGACAGAAGCAGCGUGCAUCACAUCAGCCAGGUGUGUGUGUGUGUGUGUGUGUGUGUGUGUGUGUUAUCUACUGUGGGGUGAUUGAGAUGAUGUCAGUCUCAUUCUUGGCCACAGACUCAGGCCAGCAGAAGAAAAGCUUAAAGGUUACAGUUAAGUAAUA
Messenger RNA from Pundamilia nyererei, 681 nucleotides. RefSeq names its product DEAD (Asp-Glu-Ala-Asp) box polypeptide 51 (gene ddx51). The annotation marks the transcript as partial. The record is from RefSeq and is a predicted model, not a curated record. NCBI's taxonomy places the organism in Eukaryota, Metazoa, Chordata, Actinopteri, Cichliformes, Cichlidae. The transcript has 5 exons. Gene Ontology annotation, molecular function: nucleic acid binding; ATP binding.